AUGGCCUUGCAGAAACGCCGAUCGGACCUCACCCACCUUCGCAGCUCAGUAGUCGGCGCACGUGUCCAGGCCGCCAUCCAAUUCGAACAACAGCACUUGGCCACACUUCACGACUUCAAUUUCCACCGAGGCUCACUUGUUCUGAUGUGCAACACAGCCAUAGAAAAGGCGCUCAAUCAGAAGAUGCGCCUAUGGUAUUUAGGGCCUUUGCUAGUAAUUUCUAGGAAUCGGGGAGGAGCGUAUAUUCUGGCCGAACUCGACGGAUCGGUCUUUGAUUGGCUAAUUGCAGCAUUCCAUGUUAUUCCUUAUUUUGCUCGCAGGUCUCUGAAGCUCACCAAACUUAAAGCCCUCCUUGACAUCUCACAAGAACGCCUUUGGGCAAUGGAAGAAUCCCAAUCGAGCGACGAUGACGCUAAGGCCGAUGAUGCCGAUGAAGAGGAUACCGACACCAGCUCAGUCUGA
This is a messenger RNA of Heterobasidion irregulare TC 32-1, 462 nucleotides long. RefSeq lists its product as uncharacterized. The transcript has a single exon. Bases 1 to 462 code for a protein of 153 amino acids. The record is from RefSeq and is a predicted model, not a curated record. Lineage: Eukaryota; Fungi; Basidiomycota; Agaricomycetes; Russulales; Bondarzewiaceae.